Molecule: messenger RNA, 2825 nt
Organism: Bactrocera oleae (olive fruit fly)
Lineage: Eukaryota; Metazoa; Arthropoda; Insecta; Diptera; Tephritidae
Source: RefSeq, a predicted model, not a curated record
UUUGCGGAUGAUUAGCUAUUAUUUACGCAUUUAAUCUUACGCCAGAGAGUCGGAAUACCGAAACAAAGUCUCCUACCUUUGAGAUUAAAGACCAUCUAUUAGAUAGGAAAAAAUAAUCUUCAAUAUCUGGAAGAUAUACGGAAGGAUCUUAUAUAUAUAUAUAUAUAUAUAUAGACAAUGUCAUAUAUUUUAGCGCUUAUCCUGACGUCGAGUCGGAAUCCAUAAGACAUAUAUAGGUAUAAAGAUUCGAACAAGGAGCAUCGCCUUAUACUUGUAGUCGUGUAGUGACGUAAAAUAUUAUAUAGAGGGGCGGCAGGAGAACGACUGCGAAGGAAGAGAGCGAGUAUUGUCAGAGAGUGAUUGUUUCGCUCAUAUACGAGAGCAUAUGUAAGUAGAUUUUAUCGACUGGCUUCUGGGAAAAAUUAUUUAAGUUGUGAACUUAUGGUAGUAAGAGGGAAGCACAGCUUGUUUUGGUAUUGAGAACCGAGUUUGAUAGGCAGAUUGAGUUCCGCACUCUCCUUAAAGGCUUUUUUACAAGUUAAGCCGAGCGUAGUUGAUUUUCUCAUGAUUUACAAAGCUAAACAUUGGCUUCAACUAUAGUGUAACCAAAAUACCAAAUCUCCAUUCAUGAGAAAGUUCAGAACAAAAAAGACAGGAAGCAAAAAUUUGUGUUAUUGAAGAGAUAGAAGAAAUAUUCAACUUUUCAGGCAUUCAAUUGCAUAUUUUCUGCCGCACUCCUGGCAGCAAUAAUUUAAUAAGUAUUGAAAUGUUAACUUUACACAUGUAAUUACCAAUAAUACCACGGUUUUACACACAAUAUUUAUAAAAAUAAAAUCAAUGUUCCGCCGCAGCAAAACGCUUGCUAGAAAAAGCACUACAGGAAAAUGCAAAUAAUAUUGCUCGCUUGUCGUCGCUUCUAUGUCAGCGGCAGCAGCGUUUUCUACGACCGACCGUAUGUGUUGGUCUAAGCUUUUUUGCCAUGCGUCUGCAUGAUAUAAUAACGGAUUGAGCUGUGAACUCGUUUUACUAGUUGCCGCACGCCACAGCAAUUGCUACAAAGCUGCUGCACGCGUACCUUUAGCCAAAAAUCUCCACAAGCCAAGCGCACAGUUCUUUGUUGCAUGCCGCAACAAACGGUCGUUAGCUCCCUCGAAACGCUGUUAAAGUUGAAGAGUGCGCGCGUAGCACUAAAACAUUGCAUACAUUGUGUGAAUUGAACAGAAAACGCACACCGUUAGUCGGCGCAACUUUUGUAUUGAGUUAACGCUUCGCUCUAAUCAAUUUUACCGAACAUAAUGCGCGUCGUACGCAUCCUUUUUGGUGUCGCGUUCUUUGUCGCCAGCUGUGCUGCAUAUGAGUUAUUUGAGUUAAGCGCAGCUGCAAACACAAAACUCGACUUGCAGGAGCGUAGUCGGCGCAGCUUUGAUGUGGGCUGGCUGCUACGAAAUUUGCUGCUAAAUAGCGCCACCGCUAGCGAUUUGAAGUCGAAUAUGACGCGCACCAUUGCCGCAUCUAAACUACAACCACCACCGCCAACAACGAGGCGACCGAGAACAACGCGUCCGCCAACUACACCGGCACCGGCACCGCCUCCACCACCGCCGCCGCCAUUCAAUCCGUUCUUUAACAAGUUUGCUUUAUUUGCCAGCUCGUCAGAUUUGUGGAACCCAACAAUGCGCCCCACAACCACAACUACUACCACCACGACCACUGAGGCGCCUGAGACAACACCACCACCGCCUCCGCCUCCGUCAAGACGUCCGCGUCCACGCCCAAAACCAUAUCCACGUCCACCUGGUUUCAAUAGACCACCAUACCCUUAUGACUAUGACUCUUUUUAUCCAUCUGGGUUUGAUGGCUCUCUGUCUCGCGGUAACCCGCGCUUUGGUCCUGUGGAUUAUGAUUAUAAUGAUGGGCCUACCGCACAGUCGGCGCCACCACCGCCACCACCAGCACCACCAUCUGCGCCACGCAAAGCCGCACGCAAUCGUCAACGCCCUGCAGCUCCACCGCCAGCGCCAACCCAACCGGCACUACCACCAAUGCCACAAAUUAGGCGUCGACCAGCAGCAGCAUCAGCAGCACCACCACCGCCACCAACUAGGUCUCGACCACCGGCAUCAGCACCUGUACCACCACAACCACAACGCGAUCGGCUUUUGUAUCAGUACGCGCCACGAGAUGAUACCUUUUACAAUGAAAGUAAUGAUGAUGUAGCCGGACCGCCGGAAGACGCACCCGAAGCAGAUAUUCCAACAGAAGAAGAAGACGACAAUAGUAAUGCAGCACCGGCGAGCGCUGACGCGACGAACGGCGUUGUAGGUGAUGAAAAUGAAAUACCUGAAAGUGAUGAUGAUGUUGGACCACCGCCCGAAGUUCUAUCACCUUCCUUUGGUCGGCGUCCCAACGCAAGGCCACCGCCCUCGUCACCUUUUGCGUCGCCAUCUUACUAUGAUGCAAUUCCCUCUUCUCCAUAUAACUCCGGUUCCUUUAACGCUGGCUCGGGAUUUAGCAGUUCCUCUUUCGGCUUCAAUCGUGCUAGUCCUGCUAAGGGUGCAUAUCAGUUCCGUGAUGCCUUCUCUGAUUUUCAAACCAGCUACGACGGUGGUCACUUUCAGCCAAGCGGCUUUGGUUCAUACAAAUAGUCUUUUAAUUAGGUGUGUAAUAUAAUUGUUUAGUUUAUUAUGAACUUAUUUUUUAGACCAUGUCUUAUCAGAGUUUCACUGUAUUAAGUACAGUGUGUACCUAUGUACUUUUUUUGUUAAAUUUAUCAAGCAUGUAUUUUGUAAUUUGUUAAGAAAUGUUGUAAUAAAAAUGCAUACAAA